Messenger RNA from Anneissia japonica, 7354 nucleotides. Its product is annotated as zinc finger E-box-binding homeobox 1-like. The record is from RefSeq and is a predicted model, not a curated record. Gene Ontology annotation, molecular function: DNA-binding transcription factor activity, RNA polymerase II-specific; RNA polymerase II cis-regulatory region sequence-specific DNA binding. Bases 214 to 3516 code for a protein of 1100 amino acids. The transcript is spliced from 5 exons. Lineage: Eukaryota; Metazoa; Echinodermata; Crinoidea; Comatulida; Comatulidae. Gene Ontology annotation, biological process: anatomical structure development; regulation of transcription by RNA polymerase II.
GGAUCUUUUUCAUCUCCUAACUUUCAUCGACCGCUUUUAGGCGCCCCUGGGUGAACCCAUUAUUGCACGUAAACAAAGUGCCCACGUGGUUUUGAACCUAGAGUGAGAGAUGACGUAAUAUGCAAACCUCGCUGUUUCCGUUGCUGAACUAGUCGCAUCGACAGCUUUCAUUCAUGGAAUUCACUGGCGCUGUGUCGCGUGUGUAUUUUUAGUAUGGCCGACCUAUCCAGGUAUACUCGUAGAAAACAGGCAAAUCCACAACGCAAAAAUCUUGAUGAGAUUCUGGACAAAAAUGAAACAAACAGUAGUAUUUCUGACCGAGGAAUUGACCUUGCUGAUGACCCAGUUGUAGGAUCACCCAACUCCCCAAUGAGUCGUUCAGACACACAUAGUACAGAUGACUCCUUCGGACAUGGAAGCUCCGAGGAGGAGGAAGUUGAUAUUGACGAGGUUCAAGAUGGUGGUGGUUCCGGAGAUAGUGGGGUUGAUACCGGAAUCCAUCUGGAAGAAUAUCUGCAUAGGAGUAACACUAUGGUUAUUUAUCCUGAGGCUGUUGACGAGGACAGACGGAGUGAUUAUAAAGGAGAGGAAGAUGAGAAUGGUUUGGAGCCAGUUAACUGCCCAUAUUGCGAUCGUACCUACAAGAGAUUAACGUCACUUAAGGAGCAUAUCAAGUACCGCCACGAGAAGGGAUCCAACAGCUUUUCCUGUCCAAAAUGUAAUUACUGUUUUGCUCACAAAUCACAGUUAGAAAGACACAUGGCAACGCACAUGCCCGGUCGAAACCAAGUGUGCGAAAUUUGCAAUAAGGCAUUUGUGAACAUUUAUAGACUCCAGCGACAUAUGCUGACACAUACUUCAGGAAAUCGUAAAUUCAAAUGUGGAGAGUGCAGUAAAGCUUUUAAAUACAAACACCACCUCAAGGAGCAUCUUCGGAUUCACAGUGGAGAGAAGCCAUACGAGUGCUCCAUCUGUAGAAAGCGGUUUUCACACUCUGGUUCAUACAGUUCACAUAUUAGUAGUAAGAAGUGCUCUCCAGUUCAUGUACCACCAAUCAUUAAAGAUGCAAUGGCAGCUCCAGUGAAAGUUGUCUCUGGAGAUGUCCUACCAGAUAGUAACGAAGGAAGCGGAAAAGAGAACAAUGGUCACUCAGUAUCAAACAACAUCUCAUAUUUUUAUCCAUUGCAUGUUAAAAUCCCAACAUCGAAUGACUUAGUUCCAACAAAUCAGAAUUUCCCUGAUAAACAAAACCAGCAGCAUCUCACUUCACCACCAAACGAAGCAGUUAAGAAAGUUUUAGAAAUUGUUGGUGCCACUGUUACCAAGCAGCAACAAGAAGGACAAAAUACAGACAUUUCUAAGAUUAAAAAGACUGUUAAUCCAACUCAAGAACAUAUUGAAAUAAUUAGCCCAAAAGUGAAUACAACUGAAAAAGUCAAACUGCCUGAAAUAACUAAAGACAGAGGUGUAGUGACAGCAAAAAUGGUGAAGGCACCUCUUGGUACAAUCCCACCACAAGACGACAAUUAUAGCAUUGUUGAUUACACAUUAAAGAAAGUUCAUGAGGCCAAAGCAGUUGCAAGCUGCCUGGAAACUCAUCGAAAAAAUAAUGCUGGUAGCCUGGAGAAGGCCUUUUGUAAAUUUUGUGGCAAGUUCUUUGAAAAUCCCAUAGAGUUGCACCAACAUGAAAGGUACAUCUGUACGAUGAAUGAAGAAGUUCAGGAAGCAGUCAGCAGUAUGGACCCACCUCCAUUACUGAAAUCUAACUGUAAAGAGUUUUGCCGUUUGUGUGGUGAAUCAUUUGAUAGUCCCAUUGAGAAACACCAGCAUGAGAGGUAUCUCUGUGAUAUGAACGCAGACGUCUGCAGACAAAAAAUGCGUUCAAAUAAUAAUGAUGUUCUCUCCCUGACAACUGUGAACCCUGAAUCUGAUGAGAAAGAUACAAAUGAAGAGAAUAAUGAUGAUGUUUCUGUGAUAAAUGAAGAAAAAGCAGCAUUGAGUGAUGACCAGACCAUAGAAGUGGAGAGCACUAAAGAAGAUGAUUGUGAAAGUGAGGAAGAUAAUCCAGUAGCAGCAACUGAAGAUCAACCAGAAGUUGAAUCUAUAUCUAGUGCUCAAGAGCAAGCAUUGAGAGCAUUCUAUGCCUUGCAAGCUCAACCUUCUGAAGAUGGACUGACAAAGAUCUCUCAGGCUUUAAACCUCAAUGUAAAUACCAUAUCAGAUUGGUUCCAGAAAGCACGGCAACAAGAAGUUGAUGGUACUGAUCCAUCUCUUAAAGGUCUUGAAUAUGCAAAUAAAACUGCUUUUAAUGGAUCAGUUUCAGACUCAAGACCAGUAUCUAACAGCCCUGAGCCAACUCCAAGCCCAGUUAGGACAUCAGUGGUCCAAAGUAGUCCUCAAAGACCCACCGCAACAACACCAGAACCUACCAGGGAUGAAGAUCGAGGUGUAGAUCUUACCAGACUUCGUCCAACACCACUUACAUUACAGACAACAUCACCCAUCUCAAGCCCCCAGACAAGUCCUUCAAGCUACCAUUCAAGACCUAUAGUCACAUCAUCACCAUCAACUACUGCACACGAUGCACCACUUGAUUUAAGUGUACCAAAGCGGAUGUCACCAACACCAGAGUAUCAUUUGGAUAGAAACAACCUUAUGUUUCAUUAUAAAUAUCCAUCGUUAUAUUCCCCUGCUUUGGGAAGUGUGAUUUACCCAGGUUUACGGCCUCCUCUCCAUCCACAAGCAAGUUUAUAUUUUGAAAACACCAUUAAGGCACACAGUUUAGCGCACCAAGUUAAUAAGAGGAGGUAUCCUGAUCCUCCAUACUUUGCCUAUUUGCCUUUGCCGAAUGGCUAUCAGCCCAAACGUCAAAGAAUUAAUGUCCCACCGAUGGACUACCCUCAAAUUCCAGAAAUGAUGGCAGCUGAGGCAGGUCUUCGAAAACCCGGGACAAUUGAACUGAGCCACUCACCGACUUACCCUGUACACUCACCGAAGGGUUACCCUGAAGAUAGUCAUGAAAUCACCUCAUCAAGAAUGGAUUACAUGUAUGAUGAUAAUUGCAAUGAUGAUUCUCCUGGUAAACAACGGAGACGAGAUCGGGUCGUGCGUAGUGUGAUUGGAGGCCUUUACGCUUGCAGUCAAUGUCCGAAGACGUUUCAGAAGCACAGCUCUCUCUUAAGGCAUGUUUAUGAACAUUCAGGAAAACGCCCCCAUAUGUGCAAGGAAUGCGGAAAAGCAUUCAAACACAAGCAUCAUUUGAUGGAACACUCUCGACUGCACAGCGGUGAGAAGCCAUAUCAGUGCGAUAAAUGUCUGAAGAAGUUUUCGCAUUCCGGAUCCUACAGCCAGCACAUGAACCACCGUUACAGCUACUGUAAACGAGAGGAUAAUUUAGGUGCUGGAUUUGGCCGCAAAAAGGGCGCGACAAUUAAGCAGAUAAUGGCAAAAGAGGACUAUGUAAAUGGCUUGACAGAAGAGGUGAAAAGUACAAAAGAAAGCGAAAUAGAGGCUUAGAUGGAUCGUCAACGAAGUCUGUGAUCCCAAAUCAAACUUUUUGAUGCAAUUUUUUAAAAGAAACUUUUAUCGAUCAAAACAGUGAAAAAACCCAUAGCUGAUAAGUAAUACAAUAUAAGAAAAAAAAAACACAUCUGAAGGUGUUGCUUACCUACCCUGGUAGGUCAUACAAAACGAUUUGUUGACUUCCAAGAUUAUUGAUUAUGAAAGUGUAAUGAAUCCAUGAAGUAUGAUAAAGGACUAAGUGAGUAUUAUUAAAAUGUCAGAACAACCAUAUGCAGUAUCUAGUCUUCCUGGUGCAUAGGACUGAGAACAAACUUUUUAUUCACUUUAGUAAGAAAGUUUAAUAUUCAUUCAUAUCAGACCCAGUACUCUGAUUGGAUGCAUAUGUCUUCACUUAGAUCUUCAAAAUAUAAUGCUAAGAUUAAGGUUAAAGAUUUUUUUAUGAUGUACAUAUAUGGGAUUUUUUUCUCCAGUCCAUCUCAACAUUAUUAUUGGUGUGCUUUCUAUAAAUUAUGAAGAAAUAUUUAUUUUAAUUUAUCUUUUAAGUUAUAUGUUAUUCAAAAUGUUCUUUCACUUCAUUAGUAAUAACUACAAGUGCUAAAAUUGUUAAGAGUUUUAUGUUAUUUUGUCAAACAUGUUCAUUCAUUGUACAUAGUGAUUACAAAUCUUAAAUGCAAUGCAUUUUGUUUAAAAAUUGUUUUAAAAUUGAACAAAAAACUGUAAAUAUUGGAGACUACCAUUUGAACGGAUACAUAUUCCAUGAAUUAAUGAUUGUUGAAUUUUUAAUGGUCAAUUUACAGAACCAAGAAGGAUACAGCAUGUUAAGAUGUAAUAACCUGUUUUUAAGAAUAUCUUUUAUACUAUCAAAUAUAUAUGUUGCAAUUUCUGCCAGCUUGAAAAAUAAUUUAUAUUCGUCGGGACCCCAACCGUGCUGCGGAUACUGUUUUUAUGUUAUUUAUCUUAUAUCCAGCGCUACAGGUCUCAAAUACAUUGCGUACUGUGCAGCUAAUGCAUUACUAAACCACAGCCAUUGCAUUAAUCUCUUAUGUUCAUUGUUAUGGGAUUUUACUUCGAUCAAAAAGGUUAUAUAUAUGUGUGUGUUUUUAUGCAAGAAAAACAGUUCUGGUCAUGAGCUCACUCUACCAGGCAUAUGGCAGUGCAAAUUUGUUGUAGUCAUAUACAAUUCACUGCUUAUGAAAGGUAAAUCUUUAAAAGUAUGAAAUUUAGUCAGGUCAGAAUCAUUUUAAAAACAGAAAUCUGUUUGUAUAAUUAUAUAAGCACAUAUAUACAUAUAUAUAUACAUGUAUAUGUAUAUUUUGUAUAUUAUAGAUUUGUUUUAAGAAUAUGACCUUUGAUUGAAAGUUGUGUUAACAUUCAUUUCCUGUGCUCAUCCAAAUGCCUUUGCCUGGUGCCAUUGUGUCUCUUUCUGCUCUUUGAAUUCUUGUGGGCGUUUCUUAGUGCAAUUUUCACCUGAACUACUGUAUAUGCACAAAAACAAGGUACAAAACUUUACUUCGCUGACCUCUGAUGAACACAAAUAAUUACUAACUUUAAUUUAGUUAAUUGGGUGACAAAAUCUGACCUCCUUGGCAAAGAGAAUGUUUUCUUGGCUUUUUUUUUUCUUGCAUUUUUAAACCAACAAAGACAAAAUACCACAUACUUUGUUGAUUAAAGAACCAUUUAAUUUUUUAAUUCUGGUUUAUUUCAAUCCUUACUCAAAUUUCUGUGUAAUAGGAAUCAAUUUACUUUUUUAUAACAAGAGAGUAUUGGAGAGAAUGAACGUUAUGAGUUGAAAUCAAAUUUUAUAUUAUAAAAUAGUCACUGGAAAUUGGAAGACAAUUUAAGUGUUGAAUAAUUAUAAGUUGAUAAACUCAAAGCUAUGUACUGAAUUUCAGUUGAAAAACUUGGCAACAGAAAAAUUUGCUCCCAUAAUGAAGUUAAAUUAACUUAGCUUUUCCAAUUAUUAUUUAUAUAUUCAUUAUAUAAUGUAAAAAAGGUAUAAGCAAGGAUUUAUAUUAAUUUGUGCAAAUUAUGUUAAUUAAUAUCAUUAACUAAUUAUGUUAAUUAAUACUUACUUUAGACUGAAUUUGAAUCAGUAAGCAACAUAUCAAGUGUCUUCCACAUAGAUGAACUAUGCAUUAAGCAAUGAAAUAUCUGACAUUUUCAGCUUAAUUAAUUCCUUUUAAUCAGUAUGUUAAUUAUAUUUAAACACCAACAUAUUUGUGAAAGGGCUUAUAAACAAAAUUCUUAAUGGCCUGCCAGGUUAUCUUCCAUAAUUAACAAUUAUCCAUUAUUUAUAUUAAAAUUUUGAUUAUCAUUGUGGUUAUUUUUCUUUGUUGCCAUCAUGUGUGCUACUAAUAAUCACCCUACAACUCAAAGGUAAUAUUAAAAACAGAAAAUUAUAAGUUUAUAAACAUUAAGGAUAUGACAAACAAGGAGUUCUCGUUACAAAGCAAGUGUUUUAUUAUGUAUUUCAUUCGGUGUGCUAGUGUUAUUUAAUUUAAAGUUUCAUGCUCGUGUCGUUGAUUUGGGUUUCAUCCUUGUUUUUUUUUUUUAUAUAUAUGGAACUUAUAAUAUGUUCUCCUUAUGUGUGCUUAAAUACAUUCGUCCAACAGAUUAAAGUAAAAUUAUUGUAUAUUUUAAAAUUGGACAUCAACAUGAAAUAUUAUUAAACAUUUUAUUGUAUUAAACAACAUUGUAUUGUAGUACAGGUAUUAUGUCAUGUGACAGUUGUUUUAAUUUGUUUAUUUAGUUGACAUGAGUAUUGUAAUCAUUAAUAUUGUUGUAAUAGCUGUUAUGUUCAUUGUAAUAGCCAAGACUAGCUUACAUUAAACCAUAUUUACCAUUACUACCCCCCUCUGUUAUACUCAUUAUAUUAACUAUUAUUACUCCCUCUGUUACUCAUAUAUUGUUAUUAUAUGAUUCUAAUCAAAUUUAUCAAAAUAUAAUGAAAUUUGUAAAAAUUUGUCUUGGUUACUGUAAGUAUAUCACUUUGUUAGACAAUCAUCAUUGUAUUGACGUAGUAACUGAGUCAAAAUCUGUGCGUCCAAGUUAGCGCUGUUCCGUUGUUAGCUUGGUACUUAAUUUAGUGUUGUAGACAGUUUGGGGCCUUGUGUCACUACACAGCAUAUGGACGUCAUUACCACUGUUUUAGUAGGUAGACAAUUUGAUGACAUGCCCAGUGUGCAGAGACAGGUUUACAAAAGUAGAACGUUUAAAUUUCCUCUGUUGAUCAUUUUUGACGAUUUAUCUUUUGAUAUAUUUUUCUAUCGAAAGUCACUACGCACAAUAAUGUUCUGUUCUUUACUUGGGUUUUUUUUAAUGUUUCAAGGGAAAUUGCAUUUGGCAAGUUGAAGUUUUGAUGUUUAAAGGGAUUAUGAAUGUGCUUUUUUAUAAAUGCUGCAUUGGAUUAAUAAUAAUAAUAAUAGUAAUGGAACCAAUACAAUGAUGAAUAAUAAAUAUAACACUUAUAUUAAUUUUUUAAAACAGGGUUAUUGAAUAAUAUGAUGUUUUCAAAACACUUGUAGUGUUAUUGCAACACUAGGGUGGGGUUUAUUUUAUUAAGAAUACAUUAAGUAUUGAUCAAAAUAUUUUUUAACUUUUUAAGUUUUUUUUUUACCACAAUUGCAAUAAUAAGGUUUACCAUGAAGAAAAAUGAUGAGUCUGUUUUUUUAUCUUGUGUGCUUUUUAAAAAAGUAGUUAUUUUGAUUCAUAUGGAAAAGAAUCAAAAAACAUUUAUACUUCUAAUGUAGUAUUGUUGAUAUUCUCCAACUGUUGGUUGUUGUCUUCACCGCUGUUAUUUAUUGCAAAUAAAGGUUAUAAAUGCUUUUUGGAA